AUGGCCCCGAAAUUCAAAAGGCCCGAUCCAAAACCUCAGUUAAAAAGCACAACCACAAACUGGCCUCCCCUUCGCCCCCUCCUCCCCGCCGCCGAUCUAACCCUGACCCCCCUCCUCCCCGGCCAAAUCUACAUAAUCCGCAACUUCCUCUCAGGCACCCUCUGCAAAACAUACAUCUCAUUCCUCGCCUCGCUACCACUAACAACGACACCGGGAACCCCAAAGAAAGACGAGGCACUACGAGUCAACGACCGGUUCCAAGUCGACGAUGCGCGGUUUGCGGAGAUGUUGUGGAGUACCACCGCGCUGAAGGAGCUUGUCACGACGCGUUUUGAAGAAGACGAGUACGAGGACGACCAGGACACAGAAAAUGAUGGUGUCCUCGCUGAACGCGCACGUCAACUCUGGGGCGGGGAACCGUUGGGGUUAAAUCCUAACAUUCGCAUUUAUCGAUACUCUGCAGGGCAGUUCUUCGGACAACAUUGUAAGAAGCAUUUUGUCUUGAUUGAUGCAAGGAUUUUUGAUGCACCCAAGCAAACUAGUCUGACACCUUUUAUCCUAAUCGCAGACGACGAUGCCAACAACAUAACCCUCCCGCCACCGAACCCGCGUUCGAAAGCAACACCCGCACGCACUACUUGGACUCUCCUAGUCUACCUGACGUCCUGCACAGGCGGUGAAACAAUCUUCUACCCGGAGUCGACACGCGCGAACCGCAAUCCGGAGCCGAUAGCUGUUGCACCGGAGGUUGGGAUGGCGCUGUUGCACCGACAUGGAAAUCAUUGUAUGAUACAUGAAGGGGCUGAGGUUACCGGGGGGGAGAAGUGGGUUUUGAGGAGUGAUUUAGCUGUUCCGAGGUGA
This is a messenger RNA of Penicillium digitatum Pd1, 861 nucleotides long. The record is from RefSeq and is a predicted model, not a curated record. NCBI's taxonomy places the organism in Eukaryota, Fungi, Ascomycota, Eurotiomycetes, Eurotiales, Aspergillaceae.